CAGUUGACAGCGGUGGUUGACAGAAUAGCGAUACGAUAAGCGAAAUGUUUUUGCCACUUUAUUUACAAAUUAUUUGAUAACAUUUUAUUGCUUUUCAGUCUUAAUGAAAAAGAGUACUCAUUUUCAGAGUUUGAUUUUGCCAUUUUCAAAUCUUUUACUGGAUAUUUCAUAACGAUUGUCUCGUAAGAAAUGAUAAAAUUUUGGAAAAGCGCAGCAAAAGGUAAAACUGGCUGCCCCGUACGCCCUCCUGAAGGAAUAGAAAACAGGCAAAUCAAACUGGAUAUUGAAGGAAGCAAUGACGUCGAUGACAAAAAAGACAUUUUUGAGAAAAAAUCGAAAUUAUCUAUUAGUUUGCGUGACAUACUUAUAGAAAAAACCGCUGUUAAAUAUUUUACAAUAUAUAUGGAAAAUAUUGGCAAACAAUAUCUUAUUAAGUGCUGGAUGGAAUUAGAGAAUUUCAGGUUUCAACUAUCUGAUGAAAACAAACACAAAGAAACUACUCACUCAAAAAUAAGUCACACGAAAAGUUUAGAUGAUGAACCAAACAAUAUAGAUAGUAUUGAACAGAACUGUGAAAAUUUAAUGAUAAAAAAAUUUGGUUGGAGAGCGAGUACCAGUAACCUAAGAAAAGCCAACAGUAAAUGUUCAGUAAAUUCCUGUGGGAAUUUAUUGCAACAUUUAGAUAAUUGUGAUUGCUGUGAUGAUAAAAAAACUACAAAUUUUACUGAAAAAGCUAUAGACUUGUUUAAGAAGUAUGUGGCUUUGGAAGCACCAUAUCAGAUAGAUUUAUCAGAUGAUAUAAGAAAAACUGUUAUAUCAGAUAUAUGUCAACCUGAAGGUCAAAUAAGUGGAGACUGUUUUAAGCCCGUUCAAGACAUUUUAUAUGACCAAAUAGAUAGAAACUAUUUUCUAGGAUUUCAAAACAGUCCUCUCUAUAUCAAAUCACAGAUAGAUAUAUUGACCAGUGGACAUAUUAAUCUAAAAGAUAUACUAUAUAAUGAUACAAUUUUAUUUUAUUUUACAGAAUUUUUAGAACAAGAAUCUUGUAGUAAUUUGCUUGAAUUUUUAAUAGCCGUUAUGAACUAUAGAGAUGAUCUGAUCAGGGGCAAUACACCUAACCUUGAACAAGCUCAAGGUGAUGCUAUUGUGCUCUAUGAUAAAUAUUUUUCUCUUCAAGCCACAAACCCAAUAGGUUUUCCCACCGAAAUUCGAUUGAAAGUUGAAAGUGAUAUUUGUAGUGAACCUAUUGCCACCUGCUUUGAUACACCAUAUAUCAUUGUAUAUAAAACCCUUAGUAAUUAUGUCAAAACAUUCUUAGGUUCAGAAUUAUAUUAUAAUUACCUUUCUGAAAUGAUUAAAUCAGUUGAUCAGACAUGGUCUCAUAACUGCAAAUCUCAUUCAGACUGCAGCAGCGAGUUUAGCAUAAGCACACAAAAUACUCUUUUAGCCACAGGUGACCCUCAAUUCCGAAAAAAGCGUAACUAUUCUGUACCUGAUAUGACAAUAGAUUCUAAUCAACUGUAUAACGCAGAUGCUUUAUGGCAAAGAAAGAAGCAUGAUGGCCUAAGUCUUGGCAGAAUCAACAGUUUGGGAAGGUUUGAAUCAAAAUUUGAACCAGAUCCUGACAAAAAAGAGAGAUCUAUCUUAAAGAAAAUGGUGAGUAAAUUUUUAGCAACAAACACAUCAAAAGUUGAAGAGGAAAUGGCAUGGCAAAUCGCUCAUAUGAUUGUUAAAGAUGUCACAGAUUUAACUAUGGCACCCCCUGAAAAUGACAAUGUAUGAUUAUAAGUAUGUGAUAGUAAUUGUUUAAAAGCAUAUAUUUUGUAAAUAAUGUUAUAAAUGUAUAAUAAAUACUAUAUAAGAGAUAUUAAAUCUUAAAU
This is a messenger RNA of Maniola jurtina (meadow brown), 1880 nucleotides long. It is a transcript of the gene pkaap, whose product is annotated as A-kinase anchor protein 10, mitochondrial. Lineage: Eukaryota; Metazoa; Arthropoda; Insecta; Lepidoptera; Nymphalidae. Gene Ontology annotation, cellular component: plasma membrane. The record is from RefSeq and is a predicted model, not a curated record. Gene Ontology annotation, biological process: intracellular protein localization. Bases 190 to 1782 code for a protein of 530 amino acids. The transcript is spliced from 3 exons.